Molecule: messenger RNA, 1062 nt
Organism: Daphnia magna
Lineage: Eukaryota; Metazoa; Arthropoda; Branchiopoda; Diplostraca; Daphniidae
Product: trypsin-1
Exons: 10
Coding region: 113-931 (272 amino acids)
Biological process (GO): proteolysis
Molecular function (GO): serine-type endopeptidase activity
Source: RefSeq, a predicted model, not a curated record
UCCAGUAUUACGAUGUUGUGUUUAACGCAAUCAGCAAUUUGGUACCUCCCUAUAAAAGCUAACCUGCCAUUAAGGCAAGCGAUUCAUUUCGUCUUACGCUCUGGAAUCAAACAUGAAAUCUGUUAUCCUUUUGAUCGCCCUUGUGGCUGGCAGCAUGGCUGGCAAGCUGACGCUGCCCCGCCUGCCACUCAGCGUGCUUAUGCGUGGUGGAUGGCCCAUGAUUGAUGAUGACAGGAUCGUCGGUGGCACCCAGGCCAGCCCCAAUGAGUUCCCAUACCAGAUUUCCCUUAGGCGUUUGGGCUCCCACAUCUGCGGUGGCUCCAUCUACAAGAGCAACUGGAUCAUCACCGCUGCUCACUGCACUGACGGAACUUCUGUCGGAUCCAUGUCCAUCGUUGCUGGUGAACACAGCCUGUCCAUCGAUUCCGGAGAUGAGCAGUACAGCGACAUCUUGUCCAAAACUGAACACGAAGCUUACAGCUCCCGCACUCAGGAGAACGACAUCUGCCUUCUGAGGUUGAGCUCCCCACUCUCGUUGAACACCAAAGUCAAUGUUGUCCGUCUCCCAGCCCAAGGAGCCGAAACUGCUGCAGGAACUAACUGCGUUGUUUCCGGUUGGGGCACCACCUCGUCCGGUGGCAGCACGAUUCCCGACAUUCUUCGUAAAGUUACUGUCCCCAUCGUGAGCGAUGCCACUUGCCGUGACAGCUACGGAGCUACUUCCAUCACCAACUCCAUGAUUUGCGCCGGAUUCCGUCUAGGUGGAGCCGACUCUUGCCAAGGUGACUCUGGUGGCCCCCUCGUCGAUGAAGGAACCAACCUCUUGAUCGGUGUCGUUUCAUGGGGUAUUGGCUGUGCUGAUCCUGGUUACUACGGUGUCUAUACUCAAGUUUCCUACUUCCACAACUGGGUCGUCGGUAUUGCUGGUUAAGCACUGGUUAAGCAAUUAACGAAUUUUCGCCAACAAUCCCAUUUUCAUGAACUAUUGGUUACCUUUUUGAAUGCACUUCUUCCUCUUCUAAUGUUUUCGAAACACAAAUAAACUGUCUUAGAGCUUCAUAA